Molecule: messenger RNA, 798 nt
Organism: Ceutorhynchus assimilis (cabbage seed weevil)
Lineage: Eukaryota; Metazoa; Arthropoda; Insecta; Coleoptera; Curculionidae
Source: the annotation of a GenBank genome assembly
AUGGAGUUUUCUAUGGAAUAUCGUAACAAUCACAUUGAUCAGCAACAUGGUAAUCCUAGGCAUGAGCAGUUUCCUACCCGAUGCCAUCACUAUCAAAAAGGAUUCUGCAGCUUUGGUGUUCAGUGCAGAAAUCCGCACAUCCAACCCGAUGUUGUGAAUAAUACAGAAUCAGAAGCUGAAGCAGCUGCUGCAACUACUGUCGACAGUGGUUCUUCUAGGCAAGCUAUGUCAAAUACAAAUUCGCCUACGCUGUCUAGUUCGGAAUCUGGCGUUAAAGAUAUAAAAGAUGCAGAAACUGAAGCAGCUGGUUCUUCUAGCCAAGACGUAGGUAUCGGAGAAGCGGCUACUGAAUCAUGUGCUAUAUGCUUGGAUGCAAUCAUGGAAAGGCCAAACAGAAGAGAACAAAUAUUUGGGCUUCUUCCCAAUUGUAACCACUGCUUUUGUUUCAGAUGUAUAAUAAAAUGGAGAAAACGUAGGGUUAGUUCGAAUGUGUUAAGAGCGUGUCCUCUGUGUAGACAGCCGUCCGACUAUGUGUAUUUUAGUAAAACUUGGUUUCGUACGAAAGAAACCAAAGAUAAUUUCAUAACCAAGGCAAAAAAUCGAAUGCUACAAACCGAUUGUAGAUAUUUCAGGAAUGGCUUUAGCCACUGCCGCCUGGGAAAUAAGUGUCCGUACUUGCACGCUCUAGCUAAUGGUACCAGAUUGUAUCCACUCCGAGUACCGGCACCCAUAAAUGGAGGAGGACAUAUCGAUUUGGACAUGUUUCUACACAUUUAUACGAUUUGCGAAAAUCCAUAA